GGAAACGCAUUGCUGCCAUCAAAAAGCAAAAAAAAAAAUUACGUGAUAAAUAAUUUUCAGUCAUUUAUACGAACAAGAUACGUCACAUGGUGCUGUUGUUGCACAUAAAAGCUCAUCGUAUAACCUUUCACUGUGGUGGUCGUGAGGGUGUCCAGCGCCCCCAGACUUUCUACAAAGUUAACUUUCGACCGGGUUGAGCCGGGAUGACAUGCUAAUGAAACAGCUCGUGUGAGAAGAGUCACUAUAAGCAUAAAGGACACUCAGAUCCCUCACCAAGACUCUGCUGCGAUUGCGAGGAAGGCCGUGCUUGCUGAAGACCGGUGUGAGAGACGGGCCGAACAAAGGCAAGAGCUUCUACCUCUGCAGUUCACAAGGAGGGGCCGCCUGCGACUUCACUAAACCCGCCCAUAUCCCUCCGUCUCACUGCCUGCAUCAUGAAGACUCCUGGGUCGAGCUGCAGGCUCUCGUGAAGCAUGAAGGAAGGCCGGGCUACAGGGAAGGCUGAAGGGAAGAAAUGGUGUGGGAAUAUUCCAUGGCAGCAGGCGAAGCGGGAAGGGAAGAGCCCCCCGUUAAAUGGAGAAUGCCAGCGGAGCAAGGACCCUGCGGAGAGAAACCCGUUCAGGGUGACGAGCGAGCCUGCGAGGUCUUCCGACUGGAAGGCGCUCCACGAAGGCGGGGAUGAGCGAGCGGGGCUGGGAGGAGCGGAGGGGGAGGGGAACCAGGCCGGGGCAGCCCCCCCUGCCCCCGAGUCCUGGAGGGAGAAGCGGUUUCCCGCAGGCGUGAAGCUGAAGCAGAGAUGGCCUGCAGACGGGCAGGCAGCGCAGGAGGGCCUGUCGAAGCAGGAUGGGUCUCGCCGUGUCCCCAGAGAAGAGCGCCUGCAGCCGGAGGGCAGCCGGGAGGGAUCGGGCAUCUGGAGCGGGCGCCCGGAGCAGCCCGAGAGCUCGGCGGCAGGCAGGGACCACAGCCAGCCUCCGGGCUCCGCGAGCAAGGAGCGCGAAUCGGAGCCGAUCCCAGAGAACGCCCGAGGGCCCGUCAGGAAGGACAAAGCUCUGAAGCAGGAGAGCAUCGGGGACGGCGAAAGGGAAGACGAAGGCUGUGCUUCGGGGGCAAAGGUCGCGACUUGCAGGGGGUCUCCAAAGCCCUCGCGAGCUGAGUCUCGGAAGGCGCAAGCACGUCCUCCGAGUGACCCACACCCCACACCCGGGCCGAUCGAGAAACGUCAUCCCUCCAUGGAGCGGACGGGGGAGCAGGCUGAGAGGACGGUGGACGAAGAUGUCUUGAUAGUGUCUGUGCAGCCUGGAAACAAGAAGACCUGUCCCGCGGCCCUUGUGCAGAAGACUCUAACGAGCUUCCACGGUUUCCUGCCCUUGUCUCAGUCGCGGCCCCCGGACCCGCAGGCGCUCCACAGCACGCUCUCUGCCCAGCUCAGACAGAAGAAGGUUACUUUGUCCUCUGUGAAUAUUUCUACACUCCCUGAUAAAGGUCAGAGGCUAAUAAGCCAGGUUAAGGAGUUAGAAGAUGCUCUGGAAUCGUUGAGCCUGUCUGUUGCUUCGGAUGAGGACAGUAACAAACGAGACGCCCGGGGAGGAGGAGAAGAGCGCUGUGUGCCGGCGCCCAGCCAGCAGGACCCAGUCGGCAGGCCCAGGGGCACCGUUCUGCUGCCUGCCCCUGCGCCCAGCGCCCUGGGAGCGGACUGCCACAGGUCUGGGGUGAACCCCCAGUACAAUCGCCUGUAUGGUAGCACGAUAUCAGACGCUAUAGACCAUCUGUACAAGUCUCUUGAGUCCUGUCCUGCUGCAGAAGCAGAAGCCGAGGAUCCGAAGGAGCUCAAGGUCCACCUGCUGCCUCAUCAGAAACAGGCCCUGGCUUGGCUUCUGUGGCGCGAGACUCAGAAACCUAGUGGAGGAAUUCUUGCGGAUGAUAUGGGCUUAGGGAAGACUCUGACGAUGAUAGCGCUCAUCCUGGCACAGAGGAAGAAGGAGAAGAAGGACAAAAAACCGGAAGGCUGGAUUUCCAAAAACGAUCCUUCCCCUGUGGUGUCCCAGGGAACUCUGAUCAUCUGUCCUGCUUCUCUCAUUCACCACUGGAAGAUGGAGGUUGAGAAGCACGUGAGGGGCUCGGCGCUGAGCGUCUAUCUGUACCACGGGCCCAACAGGCAGAGGAGCGCACGCAUACUAGCGGAGCAUGAUGUGGUGGUGACAACGUACAGCCUGGUGUCCAAGGAGAUCCCGUCAAUGAAGGACGGGGCAGGGGAGGAGCCUGCCACUCGGCCUCGGCCGCCCCUGCUGACCGUGACGUGGUCCCGCAUCGUUCUGGACGAGGCGCACAACGUCAAGAACCCGCGGGUGCAGACCUCCCUGGCCGUGUGCCAGCUGCGCGCGGGCUCGCGCUGGGCUGUGACCGGCACCCCCGUUCAGAACAACCUGCUGGACCUGUACUCGCUGCUGAAGUUUCUCAGGUGCUCCCCCUUUGAUGACUACAAGCUGUGGAAGGCACACGUGGACAAUGGCUCUAAGAGGGGAGGAGAGAGACUGAACAUCCUCACCAAAGCCCUUCUGCUGCGCAGGACCAAGGACCAGUUUGAUUCCACCGGAAAACCCCUGGUUUCUCUGCCUGAACGUUGCUGUCAUACUCACCGGUUAAAGCUGUCUGAAGAUGAACAGUCUGUUUAUAAUGUACUUUUUGCAAAGUCUGUAUCAACCCUGCAGUCUUACCUAAAGAGAUAUGAACGCCAGGAAACCAAGGAGGUGGAAAAUAAAAAUAAUCCCUUUGACAAAGUUGCACAGGAGUUUGUCGUGUGCCAGAGGGACGUGCUCGCUGGCGCCCCACAGCAGUCUCGGGCCCACGCCACCAGCACGGUGCACAUCCUGUCCCUGCUCCUGAGGCUGCGCCAGUGCUGCUGCCACCUCUCGCUGCUGAGGAAGACACUGGAUCGUGCAGAACUGCAGGAUGAAGGAAUAGCGCUUUCCCUGGAGGAGCAGCUCAAUGCCCUGUCCUUGUCGGAGCUGUCUGGUCCUGAUCCCAAAUCCACAGUCUCCCUGAAUGGAAAAAACUUCAGGUCCGACCUCUUCGACGAGACAAAGGAGAGCACAAAGAUUUCUGCAGUUCUCGCUGAACUGAAGGAAAUCGGACGAAAAUCAGAGGCUCAGAAAAGCGUGAUCGUCUCGCAGUGGACCACCAUGCUGCGGGUGGUGGCCGUUCACCUGGACCGGCUGGGCCUGCGCUAUGCCACCAUCGACGGCUCCGUCAGCCCCAGGCAGCGCAUGGAGCUGGUGGAGGAAUUCAACACGAACCCCAAAGGGCCGCAGGUGAUGCUGGUGUCUCUCUGCGCGGGGGGUGUUGGAAUAAACCUUACCGGAGGAAACCAUCUCUUCCUAAUCGACAUGCAUUGGAACCCCGCUCUGGAAGACCAGGCCUGCGAUCGUAUCUACAGAGUGGGCCAGCUGAGAAACGUCACAAUACACAGGUUUGUAUGUGACGGCACUGUAGAGGACAAGAUCUCCAGUCUUCAGGAGAAGAAGAAGGACCUGGCCAGGAAAGUGCUGUCGGGGUCAGGAGACUCCUUCACCAAGCUCACUCUGUCGGACCUCAAGAUCAUUUUCGGUGUUUAAGCUUUCAGUAGAGGAGCUCCAGAUAUUUAAAAACAUGUUCAAAUAGAAAUGUCCUGAUCUUAUGAAAUAAGAAUCCUCAAAGCUAUAAAAACUGUAUUCCUUUAUGUUCUUCAAAGCUGCUGCAAUAAAGAUAAUUAAAGUUA
This is a messenger RNA of Lepisosteus oculatus (spotted gar), 3754 nucleotides long. It is a transcript of the gene ttf2, whose product is annotated as transcription termination factor, RNA polymerase II. The record is from RefSeq and is a predicted model, not a curated record. NCBI's taxonomy places the organism in Eukaryota, Metazoa, Chordata, Actinopteri, Semionotiformes, Lepisosteidae. Gene Ontology annotation, cellular component: nucleus. Gene Ontology annotation, biological process: DNA repair. Gene Ontology annotation, molecular function: ATP-dependent chromatin remodeler activity; ATP binding; zinc ion binding.